This is a messenger RNA of Coregonus clupeaformis (lake whitefish), 2766 nucleotides long. It is a transcript of the gene hnf4b, whose product is annotated as hepatic nuclear factor 4, beta. Bases 549 to 1943 code for a protein of 464 amino acids. The record is from RefSeq and is a predicted model, not a curated record. Gene Ontology annotation, biological process: anatomical structure development; positive regulation of transcription by RNA polymerase II; cell differentiation. The transcript has 10 exons. Lineage: Eukaryota; Metazoa; Chordata; Actinopteri; Salmoniformes; Salmonidae. Gene Ontology annotation, molecular function: RNA polymerase II cis-regulatory region sequence-specific DNA binding; nuclear receptor activity; zinc ion binding.
CCUCCAUCUGAACCCUCACCUUUAUUAUACUCUACUCUGAUAAGAGAGUCGCAAACAGACAGUAGGCCAAAUCUCAGUGUCUCUCUCUUUCCCUCCUUUGGAAGGCCGUUUGGGAUCUAUCACACUGAUCUGGAACAUUAGCUACCAGCUAAAUACAUACUGGAUGACUUGUUCUGUUAUACAACCUGAGUAAGAACAGCCUGACAGGAAUACUGGGAUGAGAAAAGGAAGAAUCUAAAAGGUACACAUGAUUCACUGGGCCAAGGAAAACAUCAGCACAGGACAGGAACCAGGACUUUGGAGGCCUGUGACCGAGUGGAGGAAUAGCGGCGUCACACAGAAUGAGAACACAUUGAUUUACCUGAACUAGACAAUCAGGAAGACACAGAGAGGACUUAAGUGAUUGUGCUGAAAAAGUGGGUGAUUUUGGAACAGAGUGGUGAACUGAAGAGGAAGGUUGUGCAGCAGUCUGUUCUGGUUCCUUUGUUCAUAUAAAUCAGACUUUUGUUUUGGGCCUAGUGUGGCCUCCUGAAGCAGUGACCAGAACCAUGAAGCUGUCAGGGACCGUGCUGGAUCUGGACUCCGCAGACUACAGCACCACCCUUGACCCCUCCUACACCAUGCUGGAGUUUGACAACCUCAGGGUGUUUCCUGUAGAGACAGAGUUGAUGAUGCUGGAGCCUGCCCCUCUGCUGCUGCAGACCAAUGGGAGCGUGUGUUCCAUAUGUGCAGACAGGGCCACAGGUAAACACUACGGUGCGUCCAGCUGCGACGGCUGCAAGGGCUUCUUCAGGAGGAGCGUCAGGAAGAACCACGCCUACACCUGCAGGUUCAGCAGGCAAUGUGUUGUGGACAAAGACAAGAGGAACCAAUGCCGUUACUGCAGGCUUCGGAAAUGUUUCCGAGCAGGCAUGAGAAAGGAAGCCGUGCAGAACGAGCGGGACCGCAUCAGCAGCCGCAGAGGAGAGGGACAGGGGCUGGGCACCCUGUCCAUCAGUGUACUGCUACAGGCAGAGGCCAGCAUGUAUCAGUUUCCAGCCCUGACCUCCCCUAUGAGCUGUGACAUCAACACCAAGAAGAUAGCGCGCGUGGGGGACGUGUGUGAGUCCAUGAAGCAGCAGCUCCUCCUGCUGGUGCAGUGGGCCAAGCGCAUCCCCGAGUUCUGCAGCCUCCCCGUUGACGACAGGGUAUCCCUGUUACGAGCCCACUCUGCUGAACACCUCAUCCUAGGGGUGGCUCGACGCUCCCUACCUUACAAUGACAUUAUCCUUCUGGGUAAUUACUUUGUGAUCCCAGUGAGCGGUGCUGAGGUGGAGGUGUCCAGGGUGGCAGCCCGGAUCCUGGAGGAGCUGGUCAGGCCUCUGAGAGAGCUGGACAUCACUGACAGCGAGUUCGCCUGCCUCAAAACCAUAGUCUUCUUCGCUCCUGACUGCCCAGGGCUGGAGGCCCCUCAGAGAGUGCGGCGGCUGCGUUUCCAGGCCCAGGUGCUGCUGGACGAGGCCACUUGUGAGCAGCGGGGGCGUUUUGGGGAGCUGCUGCUGAUGCUGCCCCCCCUGCAGAGUGUGGCCUGGCAGAUGGUGGAGACCCUGCAGCUGGCCAGGCUCCUGGGGGAGCCCAGCGUGGACAGCCUGCUGCAGGAGAUGCUACUGGGAGAGGGGGCCACUGGGGGCCUGGGACAACGCACAGGGCACGGUUCUAACUCAAAUGUAAUGGCGUUCCCCCCACCCCAAGAUCACACCCUGUCUCAGGACCUACUAGGAGGCCAUGUUGGGUUGCCUAGCAACUUCACAUCAGUCAUCCUACCUGUCCCUAGCUCUCUGCCAGUGGUGCCUCUGGUGCCCACACAGACUGGCACUGAGGUGUACAGACAUGGGGAGGGGGCAGACAUGCCCAUAGAGUCUGCCCACGGCAUGCCCAUGGCUCCUGUCCACACCUGCCUCUGAGAAGCAGACCAAGCAGCAGCAGCUACUCAACCAGAGAGGAGAAAAACAGCUGUGUGGUGUAAACAUGCACACACAUCCAAUCCGGCCCGCGGUUGGUUUGAGUAAAAUGUUUUGUUUUUUUGGGGUGGGGGGACAAACUCAGAAUACUUUAAAUUGACUAAAACCAAAUUGAAACUGAGUAGGAAUGAUAAUGGACCUACAUUCAUACCUUUUCUUGACUGUGUCCAGCUCGCUAAUUAUCACUGAAAUGAAAGCUAGACAGUCAGGGAGCAUCAAACAUUUUUAAAACGUUUUUAUGUAUAUUUGAUGGCGAGGAAAUACAACACAUUUUCAGUACAGCCCUACGAACCUAGUUGAAGAGCAGAAUUCGGCCCCUGGGGCAAAAUGAGUUUGACACCCCUGACCAGGUGUUGGUGCAUCCAGGCCGUACUACUAUAUGAACACAACAUGAAGUAGAGGCUGUUACUUAGACACUAGUAACCCAAAGAUGGACUUUGACUCAGCCAGCCAAUCCUCUCUCUUAUCCACCUCUGCACAAUGCACACUGGGAAUAUGAUGCAUACAAUUAAUAAUUGAUCAGGAAUUGUUCUUUAUGUUAACCAUUCACUGACAAUUACAAUCAUCAAAUCAAUCAAGAUCACAGCUCAAUAGUAUGUUAUCUUUAUUAGAUCAUGGUUGGGUGAGUGAGUUGUGUUGGCAUGUUAAUGAAUGACAAUAGUGAUGUGGCCGUGGUGAAGUAAGAACCAUUUCAUGUUGUUUAUCAUCAGGAUCAAAGUCCAUGCAGAUGUUGGUACUGUUAAAUUCUUAAAGUUACUCGUAAAAG